AUGGGGCCCGAGCUGCGCGAAUCCAUCGACGCGUUCGUCGCGGAACACCGCGUGGUGCUCUUCAUGAAGGGGACGAAGGACGCGCCGAGGUGUGGGUUCUCGAACACGUGCGUGCAGAUUUUGAACUCGAUGAACGUGCCGUUCGCGGACGUCGAUAUCCUGGCGAACGAGGACUUGAGACAGGGGAUGAAGGAUUAUUCGUCGUGGCCGACGUUUCCGCAGCUGUACGUAGGCGGAGAAUUCUUCGGUGGGUGCGACAUCACCGUCGACGCGUUCAAGGACGGGUCGCUCAAGGAGGAACUCGAGCGCGCGAUGUUGGAGUGA
Molecule: messenger RNA, 324 nt
Organism: Ostreococcus lucimarinus CCE9901
Lineage: Eukaryota; Viridiplantae; Chlorophyta; Mamiellophyceae; Mamiellales; Bathycoccaceae
Exons: 2
Coding region: 1-324 (107 amino acids)
Molecular function (GO): disulfide oxidoreductase activity
Source: RefSeq, a predicted model, not a curated record